GUUUAUCUCAAAGCGGAAGUUCAGAGUGACUUGAUGGCAGAGUUGAAUGCAUACAAGGGGAGAAGGAGAGACUGCUGUUCAAAACCACUGUUUGCCAUUCAAGCUGGCGGUACCGAGAAUGCAGGACGCCGACUGAAGAUGGGAGAUGCCCAGUAAGGCCUUAGUCUGUGUCCAGCGUUCUACUGCCUGUCAUCAUGAUGACCAAUCGCUGCACGCUGCUGCCAGAAGUUUUGCCAAACCAGUGUCUAUCAGCGCACGUGAGCUGCCGGCCCGAGCUGGACUCUGAGCCCAUGUGUGUGUUCUCGGAUGAGCCGCCUCUCCCAGGAAAAACCAUGGAGGAGUGCAGCGUGUCGACCAGCGAGCAGCCUCAGUAUUACACACAGGCAUCGACCAGGCUGGAUGGUCAGCUGAUGUCUCCGGGGUUGGACGCGUAUGCCAAACAGCGUGCCGUGCCGGAGAACCCCAUGUGUCGAAUCUGUCAUGACAGCGGAGCCCAGGAGGAGCUGCUGUCCCCCUGUGAAUGUUCCGGGACCCUGGCCACCAUCCACCGCAGCUGUCUGGAACACUGGCUGUCUGCCUCAGGAACCAGUUUCUGUGAGCUCUGCCACUACCAGUUCACUGUGCAGAGGAAGUCCAGGUCGCUGCUUGAGUGGCUGCGGAACCCAAGUCUUCGUCAGGAGAAGCGCACUCUGUUUGGUGACAUGGUGUGUUUCCUGCUCAUCACCCCUCUGGCCACCAUCUCCGGCUGGCUCUGCCUUCGUGGUGCCAUAGAUCACCUUCACUUCUCCAGCCGGCUGGAGGCCGUGGGGCUCAUCGCGCUAACUGUUGCCCUCUUCACCAUUUACCUCUUCUGGACCCUGGUGUCUCUCAGGUAUCACUGUCGGCUGUACAAUGAGUGGCGGCAGUCCAAUCAGAGAGUCGUCCUCCUCCUUCCCAGGUUACGCAGGGAAGCGUCGGCACUGCACUCCUCCCUGGGGGGACAGCGAGGGAAGCAGCCAUCCAAAGAGUCGAUAGUCUGAGCACAGAGCCGGCUCAAAGACAGGCUCUCAUCAGGGGAUGGACUCUGUUCAUCUUCUGGUCUCUUUGCACUUUAAAGAACCGUUCUGAGAUGUUCCGUUAGAGCUGAUGUCACGUGGGUGGACGACCACAGGUCUAAGCAGCACUUUAUUCUCAAACUCCACAGUAAAGGACUGCCUCACCUGAACACUAAGAUACGGUCAGCUGAUGAAGCAGCCAUCUUGGCUCCUGAUGGGGGAGGGACUGCAGUGUUUUGGUCGACCGGAUGACUUCAGGCUAAACACUGUGAUCGUUACUUGCAGUAACAGAACCACGACGAGAUGAAGAGUGUCAGACAUUUUUACGCCACGAUAAAGACAUCAUGGCUCUAGUAUUGUUUCAAGAAACAGCAUUUGGGGAAGUCUUGUUUGUUGAGUCAGGUGAGAAGUUUAAUGUCAGUGUCCUGAAACAUCCGACUGUUCCUUUAAGGCUGACUUUUGUUCUGUCGGCCCCUCCUCCAACAAAGAAGCUGUUAUUUCAGCAGCAGAAACGAGGACACAUGGACAAAGAAGGUGAACGUGUUUGCUGUGGAGUUGGUCCCUGGUGUUCAGCUGAGGUCAAGCACAGCCUUCAGGUCCUCUCCUGGACACACACACACUGACAUCUACAGUCAGUCUGAUGUAAGUGUGUUGAUAAAACAUCAAAGGGGACACACUUAAACCAAAGGCUAUUUUUUUAUUUGAAUCAUGUUCUUGUUGGUCUGUUUCAUGUGUGUGUUGAUUGAGAAAAAUAAAAUUCAGU
This is a messenger RNA of Chelmon rostratus (copperband butterflyfish), 1797 nucleotides long. Its product is annotated as E3 ubiquitin-protein ligase MARCHF3-like. The coding region runs from base 195 to 1019 and encodes 274 amino acids. Lineage: Eukaryota; Metazoa; Chordata; Actinopteri; Chaetodontiformes; Chaetodontidae. The record is from RefSeq and is a predicted model, not a curated record. The transcript is spliced from 5 exons. Gene Ontology annotation, molecular function: ubiquitin-protein transferase activity; zinc ion binding. Gene Ontology annotation, biological process: protein ubiquitination.